AAGCAAUCAUUUCUCUUUCUCUCUGUCUGCAUUCUUGCAGCUAUUGAGAAAUACUGAGUGAGCUAUGAUUGGUCACAGCUUGUCACAUGGUACAAGGCUGUUGUGAAUAGCCUUGUACCAUGUGACCUCUGUGAUCAUUCACAGAUUUCACACUUAGUUAGCAAUGAUGUCAGAAGUGACAUCUUGCUUACUACUUUGCAUGUGAUCACUGAUUGGCCAAUCAGUGAUCACAUGAUCGUGACCUCGUACAGAGGUCCCCCACAUGGUGAAUGUAUUACUAGAUGUUCUGUUUCUGAGGCCCUGUUUGACUGGCCAUACACUAUACAAUUUUCUGCUCAAUUUCUGCCCAAUUUCCUUAAGAUUUACCUUCAACUAUGUAGUGCAAGGGCCUGCUUA
Molecule: messenger RNA, 396 nt
Organism: Staurois parvus
Lineage: Eukaryota; Metazoa; Chordata; Amphibia; Anura; Ranidae
Source: the annotation of a GenBank genome assembly